Messenger RNA from Auanema sp. JU1783, 816 nucleotides. Lineage: Eukaryota; Metazoa; Nematoda; Chromadorea; Rhabditida; Rhabditidae. The record is from the annotation of a GenBank genome assembly.
AUGGCUCACGUUGAUCAUGUUACCGGGGUACCUGUCCCAUUCACUUCUCGUCUUUCUGAACCAAUCCAAGCUGGACAGACAUUGAAUGUUCAUGGAACAUUCAAUGCUGAAGCUACAAGAGUUACAAUCAACCUCUUACAAAAUGGACAUGAAAUUCCAAACUGUGAUGCCGCUUUCCACAUGAACAUUCGAUUCGAUGAGAAGAAGAUCGUUUUCAAUACCCUUAUCGGAGGAACUUGGGGCAAAGAAGAACGCGAGUCGAUUCCAUAUAAAAAGGGAGAUAAGUUCGACUUUAGAAUUCGUGUACUCGAAGAACAUUAUGAGAUUAGCGCUGAUGGAAAGAAGAUCCAUGAGUUCAAGCACCGUACUCCUUACAGCGCUGUCGAAUUUUUCCAAGUCCAGGGUGAUCUAUCUCUUGCUGGAGUUCACUGGGGAGGAAAGUUCUACAAUCUUCCAUGGACUACUGGAUUCCCACACAAUCAUUUGAGAGCCGGACAACGUAUCUACAUGUACGGAAUCCCCAAGGGUGAUAAGUGGAACUUGGACUUGCUCGGACAAAAUGGAGACAUUCUGCUCCAUUUCAACCCUCGUUUCAAGGAGAAAGCGAUCGUUCGUAACUCUCACCGCAACGGGUUCUGGGAUAAUGAAGAACGUGAGGGACAUUUUCCAUUCCACAAGAACGAAGGUUUUAGCUUGACUAUCGUCAACGAGCCAUACUCCAUUCAGCAUCGUACUGCCAACCCAUCAACUGAUUACGUUGGUCUCAGACUUGACGGUGAAGUGGAAGUAACUGGAAUUGAGUUCAGCCACCACUAA